AUGGUCCAUGGGCAAUUUACAUCGCCCCACACAAGAGAAGGCACGUUCAUUUACGGCAAAAGGAGAACUGGAAAAUAUUACACGAUCGAGAUUCCCAUGAACGAGCCAUCUGUCGCCGACAUAAGUUUCACUAGGAAACCAGAUCGGAGAAAGAAAGACCAGAAGAAAUCCGCAACUGAAAAGGAACCUUGGUCUGCGAGCGAUUCCGGUCCUCACCUCGACGGGCUACCAGAGCGGAUAAGAAUCAGCUCUCAGAGACUGGUGUCUUUCUUGAAUCACGAAUUUGUCGAUGGUAAUCUUGCGUUUUCUGUGGGCUCCGCAGGUUUUUCGAUGCUCCGACCGUUCAAGUUUCUCAUUCAUCAUGACAAGCGGUUUCGAGCACGAGUCAAGGAGCUAGAGGGGGUUCUCAAUCGACUCAAAGAGAAUGCACCGGAUGAUUAUGACGAGAGCGUUUCGAUCCACACAGACUUCAUAAAGCGAAACUGGCAGGGGCUUCAGUAUAGCUUGACUGAACUAACCGGAAUCCUGGCAGAUUGCCAUUGUUUGCUUGCAUUCAUGGAUAAGCAGCUAUACCCAGAGCAAGCCCGGUUAGCUGCUGGCCCAGAUACUGUGCGCUUUUGCGACCUCUUUUUCCUGUUCCCACGAGGAUCCCUUGUGUAUGUCAAAGACUCCGGUAUUCCACAAAAGAUUUGGCGGGUCAUGCAAGCAUCAGGCGGUCGUCGAAGUAUGGCCGAACCCGAAGAAGGGCUGCACUAUCGGUUUCCGUUCACACAUUUCCAGCUUGAGUGCUAUUAUCUGGACCAUAACGGCAAGACUUUUGUUAAAAUUCAAAAAAGAUUUCAAAUCAUGGACUUCGACGGAGCCCUUCCCGUCAAAUCACUGUCCGUUUUGCCAUUUAUAGUUGCGGAAAGAGACCUUGAGCUGGUUAACCGAGAGGCCCUCAUUCAACGGGGUAAACAGUUCGUUGAGUGCACUGGGAAGGUGUCUCAUUUAGACUACAGCGGAAGAAGUCAAAACAUGACUCCGAAAGGGCAGAAGCUCACAGAACUGGCCGAAGGGGCUAAAAGUUCGCUGUGCUUCUCCGAAAGGAUUGAGGGUGAGGUCAUGGUGGACUUUUCCCGCGCGUUGCAAGAAGUUCCAGGGUGGAAGAUAGAGUCCAGUGAGUUUCAUUUCAGUACGACAACUCGACACGAGACUGGGAAUGAAAUAGGAAUCGAUGACGAUAAAAGGUGGGAAAAUGCGUUGACAGACGAGUUCUUUGAAAUGGAAGAGAAUAGGUGGCGCGCGUGGGAUAGAGGGAAUGAAGUUCCAUCAGAGGAGGAGGAUCUUCUACUGCUGCCCGAUCGUAUUUUUGCAUUUGUCCUGCCGAGUAGACGAUGGGCGUGCUUGCAAAUUGGCAAAGGCCCCGAUGGAAAAGAUCAGUUACGCCCUCGAACUCCGGAGGACAAUCCUUGGGAGAAAUUGCAACUUCCACCUGGUCACAAAGAGCUGGUGCAGUCUCUUAUUCAGUCCCAUUUCUCCCAGACUCACUCUUCGACGGUACAUUUUGAUUUGUUGAGGAAUAAAGGAAAUGGAGUCAUUAUCCUAUUGCAUGGUGUUCCAGGCGUGGGCAAAACGUCAACAGCAGAAUGCGCCGCCAUCAGUACUAGCCGGCCAUUGCUUCCAAUCACCUGCGGCGACCUAGGAUUGAGCCCAGGAGAAGUUGAAGAAAAAUUGAAAGAGGUAUUUCGACUUGCCCAGGAUUGGGGCUGUGUUAUGCUGUUGGACGAAGCCGAUGUCUUUCUCGCCCAACGAUCAGUUACUGACACAACUAGAAAUGCCCUGGUUUCCGUCUUUCUGCGUACAUUGGAGUACUAUGAAGGUAUUCUCUUCCUUACCACGAACCGUGUUGGCGUUUUUGAUGAAGCUUUCCGAUCCCGAAUCCAUAUGUCGUUGUAUUAUCCCUCGUUGGAGCGCAUGCAGACCAUGCGUAUCUGGGAAAGGCAUGUUCAAGAAGCUGCUAAGGCUGGCAUCGAAGUCGAUAACGAGUCACUUGUGGACUUCGCCGACAUGAUUUACGAGACCCAAAAGAAUUCUGCGUCCGGUGCAGUGUGGAAUGGGCGGCAGAUCCGUAAUGCAUUCCAGAGUGCCCUCGCCUUAGCGGCUUUUCACUCUCACGGUGGUCCAGUCAAACUUGAACGUCGAUUUUUCGAAAAUGUGUUCAGAGUAUCAGAUCAAUUCAGCAGCUACAUCUGGACAACGAAGAAUUACCAAUCUGACGCGGACCGCAAUCGACUGGGCAUGGUCCGACGAGACGAUUUCAAUUAUCAAUCAAUGAGCACUGGAGAAUUCGCUUUACAGCAACAACGGCAGCAGCAAAGACAACCAGGUAUCUUGCAAUCAACAUAUAGCCAGCGAAUUCCACAUUCACCGUCGAACAUCGGUUUGCAAAGACCCCAGCCACGGGCAGAGCCGAUAGCAGGUCUUGCGUCUUAUCCAGCCCACGCGCAGCGUCUUGACAACAUCCAAGCCGCUGGUAUGCGACAGCCAAAUAUCCGACCGCCAGAGCAGGAGUACCAACAUGUCGCGUCAACAGUCCCGCGCCACAUGACUCCAGAUCCUCUCUAUACUAACCAGCCGAUUGUACGAUCUGAGCAGCCCCUACAAUACUCCAAUACCGGUGCAAUGUAUGGCACCGCCGAUCCGGAACUUCGCGUACCGUCCACACGUCAGACAAUGUUUACGCCUCCGCCACCGACGAAUCCACAGGGAGGCCACUACUAA
Molecule: messenger RNA, 2763 nt
Organism: Penicillium angulare
Lineage: Eukaryota; Fungi; Ascomycota; Eurotiomycetes; Eurotiales; Aspergillaceae
Product: ATP-binding protein
Exons: 6
Coding region: 1-2763 (920 amino acids)
Molecular function (GO): ATP binding; ATP hydrolysis activity
Source: RefSeq, a predicted model, not a curated record